This is a messenger RNA of Dreissena polymorpha, 2859 nucleotides long. RefSeq lists its product as uncharacterized. Lineage: Eukaryota; Metazoa; Mollusca; Bivalvia; Myida; Dreissenidae. Bases 94 to 2859 code for a protein of 921 amino acids. The transcript is spliced from 3 exons. The record is from RefSeq and is a predicted model, not a curated record.
UUGUAUAAUCACCGGGGAUGAACAACUUUUGUCACGUGACCACAAAAGUCAACGCAGGUUGUUGAAUUACAUCAGGAAUCCCGCUCCGUCAGAAUGACACGAAAAAAGUCUCACCUCGGGCGGACCAAACGAAGGACUGGAUUGCAUCACACUUCUGAAUUCCUACCGCCAACAACCUCGCCUUUUCGAACAGCAAUGAAACGAAAAUUAACACCAAUGAAGUCUCCAAUUCAGCAACCCUUUCGAUCUCCUUUGUAUAAAGCAAAACGAAAAUCGCACCGAGAACUAUUUAAAGACAAUGAUAAUCGCGAUACUAACUGGGUUAUUGAUAUGAACUCUCAAAUUCAAAGUGACAACGCGCCAAAUCCAAUGAAUGAUAUUUUUGACAAAGAGGAGAACAACAAUAAGUGCAGUGCAACACAAACACAGAAUGUUACCGUUGAAAAUUGCACACAAACGGAAAAUGAUUAUGCAUCAAAUAUACUUACCAACCCUAAUAUAGCAAAUAACAUCGCAAAAGAAUUAAAGGAAAUGGUGGACGUUGUUGUUGAAAAGUUAUCAUUACAUUCAAAACUUCAUUUAACACUGUUAACUUUCUUCAAACUGAUUGUGAUGGAUUUAUUUCCACUUGAUAAUAUUGCUUUAAUGUUGUGGUCCGAUGUAGUGCGAUGGUUUGAUACAUCAAAUACAACACAUAUGCGAUACAGUGAGGACACAAAACUGUUUUGGAAAAUAGGGUGGCGUUUGUUUGGUUGUCGAUUUGUAAAUUUUAUGGCUGGAUUCAAAAACCAGUCUGAAUAUUCGCUGGGUAUUUCUGAGAAAAGUAAAUAUAGUCCAAAAACUUCAAAGAUAAACUUUGCUGUUCCAGAUAUCAAAGUGCUUCGUUCUUUUGAUCGUUUUAAGUGUGACAGCCAACGUGACCCUGGGAUUUACGAUGAUGUAAUUUCAUUGCUCGAACAGAAUGCAGGUCACAUGUCAUUUUGUCUUACAUUCGAUGGCAAAAAACUCAAACAAGGUUUAACACAACAAUUUGGCGACGUUGAUCUAAUUGGAUUUGAAAACGGACCAACACUAAUGGAAAAAAGAUCAAUUUUGCAGCAGACUACUGAAGACUUAAGUGUAUUAUCCUCACAAAUCCGGAGUCAAUUUGACAAGAAAGUUCCUUUAAAAAGGUUGCCAGAUGAGCUGAAAGCACAACUCAAGCAUUUUCUCUUGAAUAUGCUUAAAACUGUGUCAACAGGAAAACAUGAGAUGGAGCAAAUAAAAAGGAAAAAAGAGUAUGCCAAAGAUAAGUUGAUGGAACGAAGUGAUGAAACUAACUGGAGAAAUGGGAAGUUUGGUUAUGCGAUAAGUGCCAUUAUUGCAUACAUCUAUGACAUUGACACGUUUGUUGGGAAAUCUGAGAAAGUUAUUCGAGAAAUAUGCGUGUGUGUGGCUUCACUCAAUGGAAAAUUGUUUGUGGAUGAUAGGAACGUUAGCUUAGAAAACAACAGUGCAUUUUAUGCUAUUGAUGAACUUCAAAAUGUGGACGAAAACUACAGUACAAGAUUAAUCAAGCAGAGAACUGAAAGGUGGUUUGAAUUGCGUGCAUCAGCCAAGAUUACCGGCAGCACACUGUACAAAGGGCUUGGGUUUGAUGGUCUGAAAAAUCAGAAAGACUAUUUUGAAGGUCAGUUCUGUGGCGUCCCCAGCAAAACACCAUCUGAAUACAUAGCUAAUGCAAUGAAGCAUGGUCAAGAUAAUGAAAUCAAUGCCGUAGCAACACUUGUUGGCAAGAUUUUGCCUGUCGUUUUGCCUGAUUUAGUUUACUGUGAAGAAGGCUGUGUCGUGGUGCAUGACGAAUGUCUAAACCCAUUUUUAGUUGUUUCACCAGACGGAAGUCUGCGACGAGACGUAUCGAUGAAAAGUUCAGAAUAUGCAGUCGAAAUAAAAUGCCCAAUACGUGACGUACAUUAUGAGUUGCCAGAAAGAUACCUGCUGCAAUGUUUAUCUGAAAUUGAGGCACUUGAUGUCGGAAAACUUAUAUACUUGUCCUGGACCGACACAUUUACCUCUGUCUUUAUCGUUGACAGGAAUAAAUCUUUGUUUGCUAAGGCGAUGCAGCUCGCAAAUUCAUUAUUUGGUGGUUCCAAGAUAGAGAUGCCAACUAGGUUGCCGGAUCAAAUAAAACUUCUCAAAGAAGAAAUGCAUACAUGUUGCAAGACAAUACCAUUGAUUGGACUCUUUCCAUCUGCAGUUGUUGGAAACCCUAAAACAUGCUCUGACCAAGAAAGAACUGUAUAUGAUAUGACUUGCCUUUUAGAAUCAGUACAAGACUUUCACGCCAGAAGAUAUGAACUUAAAAGAGAAAAGGCAUCAGAAUCGAUUGUGUUUAUUUGUUCUGACCUAAAUAGAAGUUGGGAUAAAAACACAAGGUAUAAUGUUCCAGUUGCGUGGUUAACAAAGGGUUACAGUCUCGACACACAGACAAUGAGACAAAUAUCAGAGGGAGUACAUAUGAAGUGUCAUGCAGCUGGUAUACACAUUCCAUGUCAAUCCUUUGAUGGCCAGUGGCACAAUAUUGUUACUAGAACAAUCGACAAUAAGCCUCUGACAAUACUUCAACUCCAGAAAGAUGUAUGGCGAGAAGUUGAGCAAAUGCGAAAACAGACAAUAAUCACUAAGUUUCGAGAAAUCAAUACCUGUCCAACUUGGUUUGUCGCACAAAAUGACAAGUUCAAACGAAUAAUUGUGAGCAAUUACAUAACGGAUAUGCCAAAACUAAAACUUGAAAGAAACAAACCUUCAACAAAAGAAAAUACAAUAGGAGGGACACACGAAAUUCGAGAAGAUUCAAAUGCAUGUAUUGAUAAGACGUAG